Molecule: messenger RNA, 2817 nt
Organism: Silurus meridionalis
Lineage: Eukaryota; Metazoa; Chordata; Actinopteri; Siluriformes; Siluridae
Gene: gls2a
Product: glutaminase 2a (liver, mitochondrial)
Exons: 18
Coding region: 183-2000 (605 amino acids)
Biological process (GO): L-glutamine catabolic process
Molecular function (GO): glutaminase activity; protein binding
Source: RefSeq, a predicted model, not a curated record
GUGCCAGGAUCGACUCUUGAACUGUAGCUUCCAUUUGGCAAGUCUGUAUGAGUGCUCGGUGAAUGGAAAGUGCUGGAAAAAAAAGGAAUUAACCUGUGGAGGCAAAAGGCAUACCCUCGUUAUACCUACUGUAGUGGGCUAGGGGCUCUCCUUUUAAAUUGUCCGACUUCCUCAGACUGAAAAUGCUCGGUCUAAAGCAUUUAGGGUCAAUCUGCGCCGGUGUCUCGCUCAUCAGACAAGGCGGGAAAGUGUCGAUCGGAAAUGGACAUUUGUACCGGAGAAGCCUGAUUCGGAUGAUGCGCACAAGCUCAGCACUCGCACAACAUCCACGUCAUCAGCACGUCUUCCUGGAGACGGAUCCAGAAAUGGACAGUAAGGGCUCAGGGUCUGGCCUGGAGGACCUCCUGUUUUACACAAUUACUCAAGGCGAGAAGAAAAUCUCAGUGGGACGCUUUAUCAGUGAACUGGAAAGCACAGGAUUAUUGACCUCUGACCCUCGACUGAGGGACUGCAUGCAACAGCUUCAUCAAGCAGUGCAUGAGUCUGCUGGGACAGCAAUGAUGGACCAAGAGCUCUUCAGAAAAUGUGCAAGCAGCAAUAUUGUCUUGCUCACACAAGCCUUCCAGAAGACUUUCAUCAUCCCAGAUUUUAUGACAUUUGCAUCCAAUAUUAACCAACUGUACUACAAUGCACAAAAUGAGCAAAGAGGCCAAGUAGCCAACUACAUUCCUCAACUUGCUAAGUUUAGUCCUGAUCUUUGGGGUGUGUCUUUGUGCACUGCUGAUGGUCAGAGGCAUUCUGUGGGAGACACAAGAGAACCAUUCUGUUUGCAGUCGUGCAUAAAGCCCCUUGAGUAUGCUCUGGCUGUUCAUGAAUUUGGGACUGAGCAUGUGCAUAAAUAUGUGGGAAAAGAGCCCAGUGGAGUCACAUUUAACAAAUUAAGUUUAAAUGAGGAAGAAAAACCUCAUAAUCCAAUGGUUAAUGCUGGGGCUAUAGUGAUCAGCUCUCUUCUAAAGCCUGGGUCCAUGAAAGCUGAGAAAUUCGAUUAUAUGAUGGAUUAUAUGAAGAGAAUGGCAGGUGGCGAGUAUGUGGGUUUCAGUAAUGCCACGUUUCAGUCAGAAAAAGAGACGGGUGAUAGAAACUUUGCAAUCGGUUAUUAUCUGAAGGAGAAAAAGUGUUUCCCCAAUAGUUCAGACAUGGUAUCAGCUCUUGAUUUCUACUUCCAGCUGUGUUCCAUUGAGGUUACCUGCGAGUCAGGGAGUGUCAUGGCUGCCACGCUAGCUAAUGGAGGAAUCUGUCCAAUCACAAGCGAGCGUGUGCUGAGUGCAGAGGCUGUGAGAAACACUCUCUGUCUCAUGCACUCCUGUGGCAUGAAUGACUUCUCUGGCCAGUUUGCGUUCCAUGUGGGCUUGCCAGCUAAGUCAGGAGUAUCUGGUGCUGUGCUUUUGGUAGUUCCUAAUAUCAUGGGAGUGAUGUGCUGGUCCCCACCAAUUGAUCGUGUGGGUAACAGUGUACGAGGCGUGCACUUCUGUCAGGAGUUGGUUUCCCUCUUUAACUUUCAUAAUUAUGAUAACCUAAGACACUUUGCCAAGAAACUGGAUCCUCGCAGACUGUCUGGGCAUGAAAGGAACAAGGCUGUAAUUGAGCUGAUGUUUGCCGCAUACAGUGGAGAUGUCUCAGCGCUCAGGAGGUUUGCUUUGUCAGCAGUGGAUAUGGAGUUGAGGGAUUAUGAUUCUCGGUCAGCUCUGCAUUUGGCUGCUGCAGAAGGUCAUCUGGAAGCUGUUAAGUUCUUAACAGGGACAUGCAGAGUGAAUCCUCACGUUAGGGACAGGUGGGGAAACACACCCCUGGAUGAUGCUGUGGAGUUUGGACAGGCCAGUGUGGUUGAGGUCUUAAAGGAAUAUCAGCGUAUUUACUCCCAUACUCUGAAGCCUGAGGAGAUCAGCACACAUGGCAACAGUAAGGCUGCACUGGAUGCAGACAAUCUGGGGAACAUGUAGACUCUGGAGGGGUUUGUGUGAGAUCACAUCAUGAAAUGCAUAAAGACGAUACAUUAUGAGUCUGCCAUUUAAAUGAAAGGUUUUAAAAAAAAACAGGUGUGUUGUUGAUACCAUGUGCUGUUUAGUGUCUGGCUUUUCAAAUUAGAUCGAACAGUAUGAAUUAACCCAGUUAUUAUUCAAUGUAUUAGACUAGAUCUUUAAAGCUUUGCUCAAUUCCUACUCUUUCCAGCAGUCAACUAUCUUGAGUAACGUAAUAAGACAUCAAGAGAUUAUUACAACACGACAGGUGUAAUGGGAGUAAAUAAUAUAUACAGUGAAUCAUUUAAUUAUAAAGAAUACAAAUUAUUUUCCAAAACAUGGGCACGUUUUAUUCUAUCAGCAAAAUUGUUUGCUACUGUAAAUAUUAAUUUUAGCACUUAAUAGUUCAUUUUAAAACCUUAAUUGAUAUAAUUUAAAGUAAAACUCAUGCAAUAAAUCUGUCAUAUGACAAUUUCACUUAUUUAAAAGAAUGUAACAGAUUAUGGUAUAAAGAAUGUAUUUUCUGUACUCUCAAGAGUUGUACAUUGUUGUAAAUAUGUGCAUAUUUUUGUGUAAAUUUAAUAAUACAGAAAGAUUGUAUAUAUAUUUUAAAAAUACAGUCUUUUAUUUAUCUAAAGCACUGUAUGUAGAGCGGAUUUUGGUCAAGAAUUUAAUUUUUGACUUUAUUUUGAUGGGCUACAUAUUGAUUGAAACCUAUAUACAGUCAAUACCAUGGAAACAAUUGAUUUUAUAGCAUCCAUAAUAAAUAAAUAACUGGCCAAACCAGGAUAAGCAGAAA